AUGUCGUAUUUUGUGUUAACAGUGGACUUCUUUCAGAUAAACGAAACAGUUGCAGUGAUUGUGUCACCGGCAGCUGAUUUGGAUUAUGAGAAAUCGACGGAAAUGUUCAUUGUGUUGAGAGUGGACGAUUCUGGUGGCAAUAGCGAUAGUGCAGCGGCUGUGGUCCGUAUAAUGGAUGUAAAUGACAACGCUCCAGUUUUCUCACCGAACCAAUACAAAAUUGAAGCCGUUGAGAACUGGCCUGCUGGAACAGUGAUAACGAUGGUGAAUGCAGUGGAUAAAGACAGUGGCGAGAACGGCCGAAUUGAAUAUUCGCUCUUGCAGAACGGCGAACGAUAUUUCGAGAUUGAUGAAGAAACUGGUGUCGUCCGAACGGUUCGACCACUGAUAGGCUUAGCUCGAGCUCAGCCAUAUCAACUCAUCGUUACUGCUGUCGAUAGAGGAGUACCGCCUCUAAAUUCUACUGCAACGAUCAGCGUAAGAGUUUUGGAAUCAACUUCGCUGAGUCGAGACGGAGACGAUAAGGAAAUUCACAUAUCCACACCACCGAUCAACUUCGUGCUUGAACUCGAUGAGAAUACACCGGCAAAUCGGCGCGUUUACACGGUUCAAGCUCGAGUUGGUGGAUUCAAUGACCAAUUCGAAAGAGAAAUCAAAUAUUCAAUCACGCCAGUCGAUAAUGAAACCGAUGACGGAUGGUUUAAUAUUGAUUCGAGUAGUGGGGACGUAUUCACCUCAAGAGAACUCGACUACGAAAAACAGCCGUUCAUAACAGUGAGUGUUUUUGCAUGCUUUUUUUGGGUGCUGCGAAUGAUGUUUUAA
Molecule: messenger RNA, 822 nt
Organism: Anisakis simplex (herring worm)
Lineage: Eukaryota; Metazoa; Nematoda; Chromadorea; Rhabditida; Anisakidae
Source: the annotation of a GenBank genome assembly